Telopea speciosissima is the source of this 3182-nucleotide messenger RNA. RefSeq names its product putative calcium-transporting ATPase 13, plasma membrane-type. The record is from RefSeq and is a predicted model, not a curated record. Lineage: Eukaryota; Viridiplantae; Streptophyta; Magnoliopsida; Proteales; Proteaceae. Gene Ontology annotation, biological process: calcium ion transmembrane transport. Gene Ontology annotation, molecular function: ATP binding; P-type calcium transporter activity; ATP hydrolysis activity. Bases 51 to 3155 code for a protein of 1034 amino acids. The transcript has a single exon. Gene Ontology annotation, cellular component: membrane; intracellular membrane-bounded organelle.
UCCUUUGUUUGCUCUUUGUUUUCACUGAUUGGGAGAUUCUUAACCUUAUAAUGUGCGACUCCAUGGUGCAGCAUUGCCCACUUGACUUGUUCAACACCAUUCAUCUAAUUAGCAUACCCCAGAAGAGAUGGCGCCGUGCUUUCUUUGCUAUCUGUUCUUCCCGCAUCUUAGUCUCUCUUGCCAAAGAUGCUAUUGCUAAGAAGAAGGAUAAGCUCUUUACUGCCUUCUCUCGCACACCAUCAUACACCGUCCUCGAAAUCGAAUCCAAUAUUAGUGAGGUAAGUUCACACUGCGACUUCAAUGCUGAUAAUGAGGCCCUCCUCAUCGAUAUCGUGAAGGAGAAGAACCCAGAUCGUCUGAAUCAACUUGGAGGAGUGGAAGCAGUUGCUGCUGCACUUCUAACUGAUGUGGAGAAUGGAAUCCAUGGUGAUGCUGAAGAUGUUGCAUCUCGUCGCAAUAAAUUUGGAUCAAAUACUUACCCAAAACCACCUCUAAAGAGUCUCUUCCAUUUCGUGUUGGAGGCUUUCAAGGACACCAUAAUUCUCAUUCUCUUGGGCUGUGCAAUUCUGUCUCUUGGGUUCGGCAUCAGAGAGAAUGGAUGGAAAGAUGGGUGGUACGAUGGUGGUAGUAUAUUUGUUGCUGUCUUUAUUGUUAUUACUGUCUCUGCCUUCAGUAACUACAGGCAAUCCAGACAAUUUGAGAAGCUCUCAAGCAUUAGCGACAACAUCCAAAUCGAUGUCGUUAGGAGUGGGCGGCGCAGCCAGAUUUCCAUGUUCGACAUUGUUGUGGGAGACAUUGUGUGUCUCAAAAUUGGCGAUCAGAUUCCUGCAGAUGGCCUCUUCUUAGAUGGUUAUUCCUUACAAAUUGACGAGUCUAGCAUGACAGGGGAGAGUGAUCAUGUUGAAGUGGAUGGCAGCAGAAACCCAUUCCUCAUCUCUGGUGCCAAGGUGGCUGACGGUUAUGGUCGCAUGCUGGUUACCUCGGUCGGCAUGAACACAUCAUGGGGUGAGAUGAUGAGCUCUAUAAACCGUGACUCUACUGAACGAACACCAUUACAAGAGCGGCUUGACAAAUUAACCUUGUCAAUAGGGAAGGUUGGUUUGGCAGUUGCAUUCCUCGUUCUUGUUGUGUUGUUGGUUCGUUAUUUCACGGGGAAUACAGAAGAUGACUAUGGUAAUCAAGAGUUCAAUGGCAGCAAGACGAAGAUCAAUGACAUAUUGAAUGCUGUUGUUCGUAUUAUUGCCGAUGCUGUUACCAUCGUAGUUGUGGCGAUUCCAGAAGGAUUGCCUCUGGCUGUCACACUCACUCUUGCUUAUUCCAUGAAAAGAAUGAUGGCUGAUCAAGCAAUGGUCAGAAAACUCAUGGCCUGUGAGACAAUGGGUUCGGCCACCACUAUCUGUACCGAUAAAACGGGUACUCUCACCAUGAAUCAAAUGAAGGUGACCGAGUUUUGGCUUGGUCAAGAUGCCAUAAAAGAUUAUGCAUCCCCAACAAUUUCUUCUAUUAUUCUUGACUUGCUCCACCAGGGAGCUGGUCUGAACUCCACUGGAGCCGUUUAUAAACCCCAUUCACAAGCAGUGCCCGAGUUCUCUGGUAGCCCAACUGAGAAAGCCAUCCUAUCUUGGUCUGUCUUAGAAUUGAAGAUGGACAUUGAGGCGCUGAAGAAGACUUGUACCGUUCUCCAGGUAGAAGCCUUCAAUUCAGAAAAGAAACGCAGCGGUCUAUUGAUGAAGAAGAAUGGUGAGAAAAUGAUCCAUAUACACUGGAAAGGAGCAGCUGAGAUGAUACUAGCAAUGUGUUCCAGCUACAAUGACAGAAAAGGAAGCUUGAAAUUCAUGGGUGAAAAUGAAAGGAAGAAAUUCGAAGAGAUAAUUGAAAGUAUGGCAGCUAACAGCCUCCGAUGCAUUGCUUUUGCUCACAAAGAGAUCAUUGAAGAAGAGUUGGAGUACAGAGAAGAUGGAAAGAUUCACGAAAAGCUAAGUGAGGGUUUAACCUUGUUAGGGUUAGUAGGUCUAAAGGAUCCAUGCCGACCAGGGGUAAGAAAGGCUGUGGAAGCUUGCAAAGAUGCUGGAGUGCACAUCAAAAUGAUCACUGGAGACAACAUUUUCACAGCGAGGGCAAUAGCCAUUGAAUGUGGGAUACUCGAUCCAAAUCAGGUCUCUGGUAAUGGAGAGGUUGUGGAGGGUGUGGAGUUUCGAAAUUACACACCAGAAGAAAGGAUGGAGAAGGUUGAUAGAAUCCAUGUGAUGGCAAGGUCGUCCCCAUUUGACAAGCUUUUGAUGGUACAAUGCUUGAAGCAGAAAGGCCAUGUGGUGGCGGUCACCGGUGAUGGAACAAAUGAUGCGCCGGCAUUGAAAGAGGCUGAUAUUGGACUUUCUAUGGGGAUUCAGGGAACUGAAGUUGCCAAGGAGAGUUCGGAUAUUGUUAUCUUGGAUGAUAACUUUGCUUCAGUGGCCACAGUUUUAAGGUGGGGGAGAUGUGUUUAUAACAACAUCCAAAAAUUUAUUCAAUUCCAACUCACUGUGAACGUUGCUGCUCUUGUGAUCAACUUUGUUGCAGCAAUUUCUGCUGGCAAAGUUCCACUAACAGCAGUUCAAUUGCUGUGGGUGAACCUGAUCAUGGACACAUUGGGGGCUUUGGCUCUUGCCACUGAGCGACCCACUGAGGAGCUAAUGGAGAAGCCACCAGUGGGUCGGACUGAGCCACUUAUAACCAAUGUAAUGUGGAGGAAUCUCAUGGCUCAAGCUCUGUAUCAGGUAUCUAUCCUCUUGACCCUACAGUUCAGAGGUGAGUCUAUCUUCUCCGUGGAUACGAAGGUUAAUGAUACCCUGAUCUUCAACACUUUUGUGCUAUGCCAAGUGUUCAAUGAGUUCAAUGCAAGGAAGCUGGAGAAGAAGAACGUCUUCAAGGGAUUACACAAGAACAAGUUAUUUCUAGGGAUAGUGGGGAUAACCAUCAUUCUUCAGGUAGUGAUGGUCGAAUUUCUGAAGAAGUUUGCAAACACAGAGAGGUUAAAUUGGAAGGAAUGGUGUGUGUGCAUUGGUCUUGCAGCCAUAUCUUGGCCAAUUGGGUGGAUUGUGAAAUGGAUACCAGUUCCAGAAAAACCAUUUCUAAGUUUUCUCAAGUGGGAGGGCUACAAAAGCAGAAAGAUUUAAUGCUUCUUCUUUUUCGUUUUUGUUUAA